Molecule: messenger RNA, 1907 nt
Organism: Hyalella azteca
Lineage: Eukaryota; Metazoa; Arthropoda; Malacostraca; Amphipoda; Hyalellidae
Product: pollen-specific leucine-rich repeat extensin-like protein 2
Cellular component (GO): extracellular region
Molecular function (GO): chitin binding
Source: RefSeq, a predicted model, not a curated record
CCCUGGGGCUUGGGGAUGAACAAGGAUUCCCCCACUCCAUCCGCAACACCAACAGGAUCCCUGAAGAGGAGGAUCCUUAUGAGGAAGUGCGGCCGCCGUCCCCACACCCCAACCUCAAGUAUCCUUUCGACGAACACAGACUCUACAGCAGGUCUUCGUUUCAGAAAGCUGACGCGGUCGUCAGUCCGCCUACGCGGUACGGGGAUGACGCCCCUCCGGCCAAGAGCGACAUUCCCCCGAAACCCGACGUGGCUACAUCCCGUUCCUCAGACACCCUAUUCCCCGGUUGGAGUCAACCCUCUCCACGGAUCCAGCGGCGGCCAAAUUCCAAUGUCCAACCGCGCCGAAAGAAAUCCGGGAACAAAGGCCAGAUAUCCGAACGUCGUUGGUCUGAAGAACACCCACCCAUUAUUCCAGACAAAAAAGGAAUGUGGGUGCGACUACCGAUGCAACAGGUCUUGAAAAACGGAAAACCUGUAGGGGUUAGGUAUGUGCCAGGCAAACUACCACCUGGUGGAUUCCGACCACCUCCAGGAGGUGAAAUGGCCGUACCGCCGUACCAGAAUUCGACGGGAUCGGUGGUCAUGAUAGAAGGAAAACCAUACCAAAUCGUUAUUCCUCAAGGAGUUUCACAUGUACCUUACAAUCCACAACUUCUACAACCAGCUCCACCGCAACAAUACUACCCACAGUUUCUACCCAACCCACAAGUUCUACAACCAGCCCCACCAGAACAAUACUACCAACACGAGAGGGCGUCCCAUGGGGAGAGUUCUAAGGCCCUGGACCUUAAACCCCCUCCAAUGCCCCCUUUGAACCCAGUGCCGCCCCCUUUACAUGCCCCAAGGCCUUUCCCUCCCCGAGUGGUGAAUAAAGUCCACAUGAAGAACCCAAGUCCCCCUGCGGAGGUCCACAGAAAAGACCUUAAUCGUCCCGAGUCUGCGUGGCCUGGUCGACCCCAGCCGGUGACAAUAGAAAAUUUCGGCAGACAGGAGUCGGAGCAACCUCUCCCAUAUAGGGAAGUUACGAGGGAAGAGUUCAAAACCCCGGAUUCGGUUUUCGAGCCCGUAAAGUUCAACCCACAGGUUGAAAACUUCCGUUCACCUCCCCCGUUGCCAGAAUAUGUCAACAGCAUCGAGAAGAGUGAGGGGGUUGAGCCUGAGGCGUACGACGGACCUGUGAUAGGCGACGUGCUGGGCACCAUAUUGCAGUUGCCCGAGGACACCCCUGCGGACAGCGACCACGUACCCUCCUUCGCCGCCCAGCUCCUGGUGGUGCGAGACGCUCCCACCAACAUGCACCCACCGGGGUACAACGUGUCCCAGUACAACCAACACCACCCAGCGACGACGAAGCUGCCCCGUACGAAGUUCUUCUGCGAGGAGAGGGAGUUUCUGCCGGGACUGUACGCGGACGUGCAACUUGGCUGCAAGAUCUUCCACCUCUGUGUGCCGGCGCCGCUGGGCUCGACGAUACAGUCGUUCCUCUGCCCCAACUCUACACUGUUCGACCAGUCCAUCCUGCAGUGUAACUACUGGCAGCUCGUGGACUGCAGCGACAGCGCCCGCCACUACGCAGCCAACCAGCCGCUGGCGCUGAGCUACCGUAGAGUUAACGCAGCAUACCUCCCCCCCCAGCAGGCGGGGGACCCCCUCACCCUCAGCAUGCUGAGUGACAUCCGCGCCCAGCAUGCUGACUAGCGUGGCAUGCUGACUAGCAUGGCAUGCUGACUAGCGUGGCAUGCUGACUAGUGUGGCAUGCUGACUAGCGUGGCAUGCUGACUAGCAUGGCAUGCUGACUAGCGUGGCAUGCUGACUAGUGUGGCAUGCUGACUAGCGUGGCAUGCUGAUUAUUGUAUACUUACCAGAAAUACUCAUUAUUGAAAACCUUUAUAGUCUAUAACUAUU